Messenger RNA from Salmo salar (Atlantic salmon), 2578 nucleotides. RefSeq names its product vitamin D3 receptor A. Gene Ontology annotation, molecular function: nuclear receptor activity; zinc ion binding; vitamin D response element binding. NCBI's taxonomy places the organism in Eukaryota, Metazoa, Chordata, Actinopteri, Salmoniformes, Salmonidae. Gene Ontology annotation, biological process: cell differentiation; positive regulation of transcription by RNA polymerase II; negative regulation of transcription by RNA polymerase II. The record is from RefSeq and is a predicted model, not a curated record. Gene Ontology annotation, cellular component: nucleus.
CAGUUUAUAAUAUAGGGAAUAGGCUGGCUUGUCGGGCCCUCCAUGUUACAUCGCACCUGUAACAACUUUUUCUAACAUGACUUCGGCUUUCUUUUGAAUUCUGAUAGGUUUUAUGUAGUGGCUCGAAUAUUUGGUGUAACUUUGCAAGGGGGACUUUUGAUGCGUGUAGUAAUGAAAAUCCAUAUGUUGCAUGCGGUUACGUUUAUGCUACCUACCCUUUUUAAUAUUUUUACUGCAACAAUAACCAUUUCUGGUAGUGUUACUACUGCUCAUUAAGCCGUAAUGGGCAGUGUUGAUGUGUAAAAUGUGUCCUUGGUCUGCAGUGCAGGUGCACAGUGCUUUUGUAAAGGACUCUGGGUUUAGCUCUCUCUGACCGGUUAUCGUCUCGCUCAGCGCUUGGGGGCUAUCCACUCCUCCCUCCGCUUCCUCUCUAUCUCUUCUCUCUCUUCAGCUACUGCUGCAGCUCAUGGAUUGAGUGGAUCAGGGAGGGACUGGGUGUAAACCGAGCCCAAUGGAUGGGAUUGGUUGAGAGACCACAAGCCCCCCCAUUGUAGCCCCCUCCCCUUCCUGUUUGUGUCCUAUUCAUCUGCUGUCAUGCGCACCCCAGCCCCCUCCCCAAUGCCACUGCUGCACAGUAGAGCUGCAGACUCCUGUGGAUCCUACAGAACACAGGGGUAAGCCCAUGGGACAGGACCGAGCACGUUUGGCGUUUUCCUUUCUCUCCUGUCUCCUCCUCCCUCCUUUUUUGAAUGGUUCUUUUUUUUCAUUUUGUCAUCUGUCUCAAAUGGAGGUGUGCAAUAUGAGGUAGCUUGUGAACAUUCUCUCUCAUUCACUUUAUUGACAUGUGAUGGAGCCCAUGGCUGUGAGCACCUCAGUGGUCGGGCCGGAUGAGUUCAACCGCAACAUGCCGCGCAUCUGCGGCGUCUGCGGCGACAAGGCCACCGGCUUCCACUUCAACGCCAUGACCUGCGAGGGCUGCAAGGGCUUCUUCAGACGCAGCAUGAAGCGGAAGGCCAGUUUCACCUGCCCCUUCAACGGAAGCUGCUCCAUCACCAAGGACAACCGGCGCCACUGCCAGGCCUGCCGGCUCAAACGCUGCGUGGACAUGGGCAUGAUGAAGGAGUUCAUCCUGACAGAUGAGGAGGUGCAGAGGAAGAAGGAUCUGAUCCAGAAGAGGAAGGAGGAGGAGGCGGCGCGGGAGGCCCUGAGACCAAGGCUGAAUGACGAGCAGAGCCAGGUCAUCGCGUCAUUGGUGGAGGCACACCACAAGACCUACGACGACUCCUACUCCGACUUCUCACGCUUUAGGCCCCCGGUGCGAGGGGGCCCAGUAACACGCAGUGCCAGUCGUGCAGCCUCCCUUCACUCGCUGUCAGAUGCCUCCUCAGACUCCUUCAACCACUCACCAGAGUCAGUGGACACCAAGCUGAUGAAAUUCAGCAGUCUGUUGAUGAUGUACCAGGACAGUGCAGGCAGCCCAGACUCCAGUGAGGACGAUGGCUCCAAGCUCUCCAUGUUACCCCACCUGGCUGACCUGGUCAGUUACAGCAUCCAGAAGGUCAUCGGCUUCGCUAAGAUGAUCCCUGGCUUCAGAGGGCUGACUGCUGAGGACCAGAUCGCCCUGCUCAAGUCAAGUGCCAUCGAGAUCAUUAUGCUACGCUCCAACCAGUCUUUCAACCUAGAGGACAUGUCCUGGAGCUGUGGUGGUAGCCCUGACUUCAAGUACUGCGUCAACGACGUCACCAAGGCGGGUCACACUCUGGACCUGUUGGAGCCGCUAGUGAAGUUCCAGGUGGGCCUGAAGAAACUCAGCCUCCAUGAGGAGGAACACGUGCUGCUCAUGGCCAUCUGCCUGCUGUCUCCAGAUCGUCCAGGGGUGCAGGACCACGCUAAGAUCGAGGUUCUCCAGGACAGUCUGUCGGAGGUGCUCCAGGCCUACAUCAGGGUGAACCACCCGGGAGGACGGCUGCUCUACGCCAGGAUGAUCCAGAAGCUGGCCGACCUGCGCAGCCUCAACGAGGAGCACUCCAAACAGUACCGCUCGCUGUCCUUCCAGCCCGAGCACAGCAUGCAGCUCACCCCGCUGGUGCUGGAGGUGUUUGGGAGCGAGGUGUCCUAGCAGCCACGCCGACCCACACCACCACCCCUCUGGUUGGAAGAGAUGGACAGACGAUCCCUCCCGUGAGGACCCCCGGGAGUUAAUUUGUUGAGUUGCUGCUGGAUAGAGGGCUCAGCGAUGGGGUUGAUGGAAGGGUCUCUGUGGGGGAAUAGCGGAAUGGACCGGAAAGUCACACUGUCACAAAGGUUUUCGGGGGUUAAUCAGGGUAUUAUGGGUAAAUGGAGGAGGAAGGGGCUUCGAUAAGGUUGUAAUUUCCCGUUCAUAAGAAAAAGGGAAUUUCGAAUAUAUUGUAUUUAUAACUAAACUAUAAAUACACAGUACCAGUCAAAAGUUUGGAUACACCUACUCAUUCGAAGGUUUUUCUUUAUUUUUACUAUUUUCUACAUUGUAGAACAAUAGUGAAUACAUCAAAACUAUGAAAUAACACAUAUGGAAUCAUGUACUAACCCAAAAAAUGUU